Molecule: messenger RNA, 3498 nt
Organism: Macadamia integrifolia
Lineage: Eukaryota; Viridiplantae; Streptophyta; Magnoliopsida; Proteales; Proteaceae
Product: CWF19-like protein 2
Exons: 10
Coding region: 345-2780 (811 amino acids)
Biological process (GO): mRNA splicing, via spliceosome
Cellular component (GO): post-mRNA release spliceosomal complex
Source: RefSeq, a predicted model, not a curated record
UUCAACGCAGAAAGGGAGAAUAAGGUCUCUUCUUCAUAACCCUCUCCAAAUCCAUGACGAGUUCAUUCGCCUUAUCUCGCGAGAAUCCCUAACCUGUCUCCAUUCCGUCUGGUUCGAGUGUAGAUCCCUCUCUCUCGCUUGUAUGCUUCUUUCUCUCUCUCUCUCUCUCUCUCUCUCGUUUUGCUAACAAAUUUACCAGAAAAUCGAAGGAUCGUUGCUCGGUUGGAGAAAAGGGUUGCAUAUCGAAAUUUCCACAUCUCUCACACUCUCCGUGAAACGAAAUUUCUGUUGGUGGUUUUUUGAAGCUCGAUUGGAGAGUUAUUCUUUUCUGUGGAAAAGAGAACAUGUUUGCUGGAGUCAAAUACAUACCUCGGGAUCAGGUUAAUGCGGUAGAACCAGACAAGACAUUGGAUUCUUCUGUUAAGAAAAAGAAAUCUGGAAAUAGGAAGGGAAAACAUCGGAGGGAAAAAAGCUCUAGUUAUUAUAGUUCUGAUGAUGAAGAGAUUGAAAAACUUAGUAAAAGUUCAAGUAGGAAGAAGCAUUGGUAUUCCUCGGAUGAAUAUUCAACCUCUUCUCUGUCUGGAAGUGAAAGUGAGAGUGGUUCUGAUUAUGAUGAUAGGAAACAUCAGAAGAGGAGAAAAAAGAAGAAAUGUGAUGAGAGUUCAUCUGAUGAUAGAACAAAGAAGAGGUCAAAAAGAAGUAAAAAGGGUUAUUCAUCGGGAAAACCAGAGUCUGGAUCUGAAAGGGAAGGUGUUAACCAUUCUUCUGGUGGGAAAGAAAAGUCCAGGAAGGAAAGGAGGAUAUACGGAAUUGAGAAGUCCAAGAAAAGAAAAGAUAAACAAGCUAUUGGAGAGGACUUGUCAGAUGAUGGCGAAAAUUCUCCCUCUAUAGACAAAAAGGAACUAGCAAGGAAAGAGAUGGGACUAGAGUGGAUGGUUAAACCUGCACAAAUAACAGAGAGAACGUCUACACAAGCUAAUGACCACAUAGAGGAGCCUAAGUUUGAAGAGGUAAAGAAACCCAAUCCUAGAGAACUGAAUCCAUAUCUGAAAGACAAUGGAAGUGGUUACCCAGAAAAAGGAAAUGGGACAAAUAUUGGUGGGGAAGAGCAUUUAUCUUCUUCUGUUGUUGGAGAUGGUGGAGCUAGCUGGCGACUGAAAGCCUUGAAGCGUGCAAAAGAGCAAGCAACUAGGGAAGGGCUCAAGCUUGAUGAGGUUGUUGAAGAACGUUGGGGAUCUCUUGGGCAACUGGCAGUUUCUGCAGCAUCUCGUGCAGCUGCUCCUUCUCGUGCUCAUUUGGGUGCCAUAAAAGAUAGGAAGAGAGGGGUAGCAGAAAAACAUAAAAAUGUGGCAGAUGAUCAAAGCAAGAAUCCAGAAAAGUUACCUGGAGAGAGCCGAGAGUAUUUGAAGGAUAUUUCUCUCCGGCAUUCUGAGAUGAGGGCGCCUAGAGUUCAUGAUUCCUUAUCUUGGAGGAAGAGUAAGGGUCAAAAGAUGUCUAGUGAGGAUGCUGGGCUCAUCUCUGUUGCAGCAUCUAGCCUAAAUAAGUUUGCAAAUGAUGGAAGCUUUAUUCUUGAAUUUUCUCAUCACCAGAACAAAGAUGAUGGUUCAAUGGGUUCAUCUCAUGCAAAUUAUGAGAGGGAUAAGUAUACAGAUUCAGCAGUGGUUUCGUCUAAGACCGACAAACCUAGUGAAGAUAGUCCUGUUGUUACACAAGGAUUGAGUGUGAAUCAGUUGGCAGCCAAGGCGUUGCAGCUUCGUCUGAAAGGAAAGAAUGAAGAAGCCGAGAGACUUAUGAAAGAAGCAGAGAACCUAAAGGGGAAGCAGGAUGGUGGAGAUAGAUUUGUUAGCGAGGAAGCUAACGAAACUUCAAGAAGGGUUUUUUUGAGGGAUGUUUCUCUUCAAAAGAAGAAAAAAGAGGAGGAUGCCGAUGCACAUUUGGCUCAAAAAAUAAUGCAGAACAAAAAAUUCAGUGUGUCUGGUCAGGCUGAUGAUGAAUAUGAUUUUGAUGAUGGCCCUAGACGUAAGCGAAAACAAAAGAGAGGAGAGGAGCCUAAUCACAAACUAGAUGAGAGAAGACUUUCAAGUCGCAUCUUGACCCAGCAAGAGCGCUGCCAAUUUUGUUUUGAGAACCCAAAAAGGCCAAAACAUCUUCUUGUUUCAAUAGCAAAUUUCACUUACUUGAUGCUACCGCCCUGGCAGCCUGUUGUGCAAGGCCAUUGCUGCAUUUUACCCAUGCUGCAUGAAUCAGCCACAAGAAAUAUUGACAAUAAUGUGUGGGAGGAAAUUCGCAACUUUAAGAAGUGCCUCAUCAUGAUGUUUGCAAAGCAAGGGAAGGAUGUAGUGUUUCUUGAAACUGUUAUGGGAUUGGCGCAGCAACGACGCCAUUGCUUGGUGGAGUGCAUUCCUUUACCACAAGAUAUUGCGAGGCAGGCUCCUCUUUAUUUUAAGAAGGCAAUCGAUGAAGCUGAAGAUGAGUGGAGCCAGCACAAUGCAAAGAAGCUUAUUGACACAAGCGAGAAGGGUUUACGUGGUUCAAUCCCUAAGGAUUUCCCUUACUUCCAUGUUGAGUUUGGUCUAAAUAAGGGGUUUGUUCAUGUGAUCGAUGAUGAACAACAAUUCAAAAGCAGCCUUGGCCUGAACGUUAUCAGAGGCAUGCUACAUCUGCCAGAAGAAGACAUGUAUCGUCGCAGGAAGUAUGAUUCAGUUGACGUACAAAGUCAAGCAGUCUCGAGCUUUGCCCGAGAAUGGGGAUCUUUUGAUUGGACCAAGCAGCUUGAUUAAAGGUAUCUAAAUCCUUUCUUAUGUCCAAUUCUUUGCCGACCUGAGAAUCAUAUGCAUUUGAAAAAUGUAAUUCCGAAGAACUUGUUCAAAAUAAGGUCUGAUAUUUUGGGUCUGCUCGUCAGCUGGAUGACAUGAAACACGUUGACCAUGAGUUUUAUAGAUGGGCUAAUUUGAAGAUAGCCUUGUGGGUUCCGCCAAGUGACUGUCAGGCCAAAAACUGAUCGUCACAAAUUUUGGCCAAGAAACUGAGUAGUCAAAUUCUCAGGCCAAGAGGAUGGAUCAGCUGCACAACCUUUUCCCUGUAUUCUCAUUUAUCAUCAGUAGGGAGGAUGCAAUCUUGUUAUUGAGGUGAGGCAAUGUUGACAUUCAAGGUGAGUUCCAAGCUGCAGUGUGGGAAUUUUAAACGAUCGGCUGAAUGUUUCAGCGGCAAUGUGCGUAUCAAUGGUUUUAGUUGUGCAGCCAUCCUAGAGCCAGCAAUUGUAUCAUAGGCGUGAGUUCAUUAGCAAUUUUCAGUAUUUGAAAGAUUCUCUCUUUAGAAGACUAACUGGGAAGGAACUUUUUGUUCCAUGUUUGAGAAUGAGGCCCGGAAGGUAAAGUUUCUUGUAUUUAUUGACCAGCUAGUAUGCGACAUGGAAAGAUGAUUUGGCGAGUCCAACAAUUGAAUAGGAAUGAUACAGUGUAGAUUGGCUAUUUGUGAAAGGCAUAACUCAAUUAUUUA